This is a messenger RNA of Salarias fasciatus (jewelled blenny), 3574 nucleotides long. RefSeq names its product RNA polymerase II degradation factor 1-like. Bases 2005 to 3258 code for a protein of 417 amino acids. Lineage: Eukaryota; Metazoa; Chordata; Actinopteri; Blenniiformes; Blenniidae. The transcript has 11 exons. Gene Ontology annotation, molecular function: RNA polymerase II cis-regulatory region sequence-specific DNA binding. The record is from RefSeq and is a predicted model, not a curated record. Gene Ontology annotation, biological process: regulation of transcription by RNA polymerase II. Gene Ontology annotation, cellular component: nucleus.
UUAGUCACAACCUGACACCACACCCAAAAAUAGCCGAGAAAAAAAAAUCCGCCUGUUAACUGAAAGAUUGCUCUACUGACUGUGGAGUGUUUAGCUGUAACUUUGCAACUCUGGACUUUUCUAUACAUUUUGUAUUGUGAUAACUGAAGAAAAUCAUGUUCUCCUAUUGGGGUUUCCCUGGUAAAGGCUGUUGAAGGAUGUCCCACACGUGCAGAUGUCAACAGGUUUGUCUUGUUCAAUACUGAGACGGUCUGAACUCUGUGUCCACUGGUAUCUUUUGUUUGCUUAAAUGCUCGGUUAGCUCCCAGAACAGGGGGAGAACAUGAUUGUCUUCACUCAGGAGAAGAAGUUGCUUAUCUCCUCUCUCUGGAGAAAAAUCUCAGAAGCCACAGAAGACGAAGGUGAGCAUUUCAAUAGUCUGAGGCAAAACAGUUCUUGGAUCACAAGUGAUUCCACGUUCUCUGUUCAUCAGUAUCACUAUAUUUAAAUUGAAACACCUAUAAAUGUUAUACUAUAUUUACCGUCUACACUGCAAAAAGAGGGCCAUGAGGAUGACUCAACAUUGUUACAGAGAUCACACAAAUCCACUAUUCUUCAGUGAUUUGUCCAUAAAGUUCCAAAAUUUGAUGAAAAGUUGAUCCUUGGAGGUACGAUAGAGUGGUAAGUAAAAAUAUUUCAGGCUCUUCAUUGGGCAGGAGUGGACAAUAUAAUAAAAAAAAAAGACUGUAAACUUUAUUGAUCCGCCAAUACAACAUAAGUACUAAUGAAUGCUAAAAUUAAGACAUGCAUUAAACACAUGUGAGCCAAUGUACAUAAGUCACACUGAGGGCUGACAGUAUAUAAUUUGCCUGUAUAAAAUAUGUAUCUAUGACUUUCAUGUGUAUUUUAGAGAUAGUAUGUUCAGUACCUGCUCAGUACAAUGAAGCCAGUAUUGUGGCUUUAGAUCACCUGGUGUAACCGGUACUUGAUUAUGACUAACUGAUAAAGUAUAUGUGAUUGUUUACAAGUCAAGUUUCGUUUUCAUUUCUCUUCCUGGGAAAGCAGAGGUAAGAUUCCUUCGUCUGCUGGUGUUUUCACACAUCUGUGAAGUUGGUGAAGAAAUAAUUAUGGAUUAGAGAUUGUGACAAAAAUGUUGACGUGGGUUCCCCUAAAAAACAUGUUUACUGAAGCAUGUUUUGAGGAUUUCGUUUAAACAAUAAUGAAAGUUUAAAAAGAGGUGUGGUUUUAUGGUGUAACUGACAGUAACUUACUGUGGAAAAUCAAGCAGGUGACUUGUGCAGAAGACUGAGGAUUGCACUACACACCUGGAUUGAAAGCAUAACUAUGAAAAUACUGAGUUUAAUCCUAAAUGUAUGUUAGAUCCCAAGAUGCACCUUGUUAUCAUUUAUCAGCAACUGUUAUUAAUUAAAUGUCAUCAAAAUGCAUUAAUACUUGCAUUCAAAACUAGUUUUCCUACUAUGUUACCUUAUUAUUUUAAAUAUGAAAAUGUUUUAUUAUGGUUAUGCAAGACUUUUUCCCAAAUCUGACUAAACUGGCACAAGCUUGACUUUUACAGUUUUAUUGUGUAGUGAACCAUUUGAUUUCUCAAAAUUUCUAAUCAAACUAGUUUAAAAUUGUGUGUUUUUUUUGAAGCAUUAACACAAACCUUUCACAAACAUUUUCUGAAAAAUCCAAACUCAAAUCUAAAUAAUGACAUUGAAUUAGUUGAAAAAUAGACAGUGUCUCAACCCAAGUAUUGAUGUUUUAUUACUGAUACAGAUGUUGAUAUAUUGAUCUAUUGACAGAUAUUGUUUUUUGCAACAAAUAAUAUUUUGAAAGCUGAAAUCUUGCAUGAACUCACAGACGUGAUCUUUCAUCAGGACUCGGGCUAAAAGCGUCCGUUAUCUUCAGGAUCUGACCUCCAGCUUCUGUAAGAUGAACUAAAUCUGGAUCUGUCUACAGCAGACGAAAUAAAGUGAUAUAUUAAAAGAAUUGUGAUGCAGAGAGCUGAAAAUAGGAGAAGACAUGAAAAGGAGAAGACCAGUAAGGCUUGAUACCAGUGAUGAAGAGGAGGAAGACAGUAACGACAGAAGACGUACCCUGAGAGCACAAAAGAAAGUCAGAUAUUCUGAAUCCUUUGUUGUGGAGGAAGAGGAGGAGGAAGACAACUGCAACCACAACACACAAGAGGAGUUGUUACAUGUCACCUGUGGAACCAAAGAAGGCUGGUUGGAUAAAAAGAAGCUGGAAAGAGCUGAGGCCUGUAUUAAGUGUGAGGGUAAAUGGUUUACUCCGCCUCAGUUCGAGGAGUUCGGCGGACGGGAGUCCAGUAAAAAAUGGAAAAUGACUAUCUGCCUUGACGGAAAACCUCUGCAGUAUUGGUUUGAGAAAGGAUUACUCACCACCACAGGGUAUAAAAAAGGACCAAGAAAGACAACCAAGAAAAAGAAGUCAUCAGAUCAUGAGUCCCAGGAAUCUUCUGAAGAUUCAGACAUGGAGAGUGCAGGAGACAGUGAGGAGGAGCGCAGUUCAGAUGAAGAUGGCAGUGAAGAGCUGAAGCAGGAUGCAGAAGGAAGUGAGGAAGACAAAGAGGAGCCUGCAAGCAUCGAGCCUGUGGGUGAAGAUGGAGAGAUGGAUGCUAGGAAUGUGUCUGCUGUAGCUGAUGAUCUCCCAGACAGAAAUGUCUCUGAAGGUUUGUGUUUGUCUUGUGUUUUAGAAUUGGAGACGUUUCCUGUUUCAAAGAAUGCAGUCGUCACCUUAGAGAGACUUCCAGAGGCAGAACUGAGACUCCAGAACCAUCUGAAGGAACCAUCGUCCUCUUCAACCGUCGCUCAGCCUGAGGCUCUUCAUCUGACCAGCAGCAGCCAGCAGUCAGUAGCGAGUUGGUGUGUGCCGUUGAAUGAGGUCUCACAAAUCCAAGAGGAGAGAGAUCAUAACACUUCAGCAGAAACCAGAGACACAGCUUCACCGCUGACGUCUGACCCUCCGAUCACUGAAGGCAUGCUGACGCUGCAAGAAGCAGCAGAGCACACCGCCGGCGACAGCUCCAGCCGCGAUGCAGCACGGUCUCCACAUUCUGACCAGGAGACACGUGUUGACCAAACCUGUGAUCACUCCUCAAACAUGGCGGAAGCUGCAGAAAGCUCUGACGUGGACACGAUGGAGACUGACCAGCUGAAGAGAGAGAAACUGAAACUGCAAAUCAGAGUUUUGAAGUUACAAGAGAUGUAUUACUCUUCAAAAAUAUCAAGAUUUUUAAAAUCUGAGCCACCACAAUAACCUAUUUCUGUUUGUUACUAUGAAAACAUGGUUGAGAUCAAAGGCAGUAAUAUAAUGAAGUGUUCUGAAAGGCAGAGCAGCACAGUUGAUGUUUGGCUGAUAAAAUGCAAAUUAAAUGUCAUUCAAACGGUGGCUCGUUGAAUGUUUCAGGUUAAGAAAUUGGAAAAAGCCUCAUGUUUAUUCAAAUUUGUUCUUAAGAAUAUAUUUCUGUUGUUGGGUUGUUAAUUUAUGUGUGUUGUUUGUGCAUGCAUGUCUUAUUUUGCUUAAAAAUUGACUUGUGCAAUUGAUGGACUCAAAUAAACAGAAACUUGACUGA